AUGGCGUCAGGAUGCAACUACCUGUGUUAUUUUCCAGCAUUCAGGAUUGCUUUGAUACAGCUAGCUGUGACUGCAAAUAAAGUUGAGAACCUUACCAGAGCAUCUAAACUGAUCUCAGAAGCUGCCAAGAGUGGCGCCAAAAUUAUCUCAUUACCGGAAUGCUUUAAUAGCCCAUAUGGUACUAAAUAUUUCCCGGAGUAUGCAGAGAAAAUUCCGGGACAGUCUACAGAAAGUCUCUCUAAGGCUGCAAAGGAUAAUGAAGUCUUCCUUGUUGGUGGAUCCAUUCCAGAAGAAGACAAUGGUAAACUGUACAAUACGUGCACUGUGUACAAUCCAAAGGGAGAAAUGAUUGCAAAACAUAGAAAGAUUCAUUUGUUCGAUAUUGAUAUUCCCGGAAAAUUCAAAUUCAAGGAGUCUGAUGCUCUGUCACCAGGAAACACUCUGACUGUCUUUGAUACAGGUUUUUGUAAAGUUGGUAUUGCUAUUUGUUACGAUAUUCGGUUUGCAGAGAUAGCACAGUUAUAUUGCAAGCAAGGAUGUGGUCUUCUUCUUUACCCUGGAGCAUUUAACAUGACAACUGGCCCUGCACAUUGGGAAAUAUUGCAAAAAGCAAGGGCUUUAGACAACCAGUUAUAUGUGGCUGCCAUAUCACCAGCCAGAGAUGAGACUGCUUCGUACAUUGCAUGGGGACAUACUAGUGCUGUGAAUCCAUGGGGUGAAGUGAUAGCUAAGGCUAACCAUGAAGAAAAGAUAGUGUAUGCCGACAUAGAUCUAGCAUAUAUGAACGAAGUACGACAACAAAUACCGUUACAACAUCAACGAAGGCAUGAUUUAUAUCAAGUACUGUAAAGGGGGUAAUUAUUCACUGGGUUUUAAUUUAACUUAUUUCGCUGACUGGAAAAAUGCGCUAAAUUAAAACACAGUGAAUAUGUAAAACUUAGCAUAGAACACAUUAUCUAAAUGACGAAACCGUGAAUUUAAACCCGACUGAAUAUGCCUGAAAUGGUAAAUCAGUGAAAUUUAAACCCAGUAAAAGUUAGUCAUUUUACAGUAUCAGAUCUUAGCAACUAAUGAUUGUCACUGACCAAAUAUGGGCAUUCAUGUAAAAACAUUAUAGCUAAGUUGUCAGACAUUAGUUUGACAAAUGUUAGUCUUGCAUGGGAGCACAAACAUCCAUAUUCCGGGUUUAAAUAUUUUUGUCGCUAUUCUUUAAGGUAAUUAUCCCAUAACUUCCAUUAAAUAGAUUCUAGUCUAACUGUUUUAUAUACUCUUCAAAACUAAUGUUCAUAAAUCAACUUGACCUUCAUUGUUGGUGUCAUUUGAGGAUUUAGCAAUGAAAUUGCUUUCAUGCAUUUUAAUAUGCAGUAAUAAACACAUAUGAUGUAAUAAACGUCUAAGAAUAUUUUAUUAUAAAUCUUGUCUUGACUUGACGAUCAGCAAAAGGAUAUUGCUAUUGGAUUUCAGCUGAUUUGACAUGAAAGUUUAGUCUACAAUAAUCACUUGUUACAAAAUUGAAGGUUUUGAAUUGUUUUUUUUUGGUGCAGAGUCUAGGUUUGAAUCUUUUGUCAGCAGGACUAUAGAAUACUGUAAAACACUUUGAAAUAUCUACAAAUCAUUUUAGCGAAUUUGACUCAAUGCAUGAAUUAACUGAAUCUUAAUUUAGCAAAAGUGGCAAUAAUUUUACUGUGCAAAUAUAUUCUAUUCUAAUUAGUGACAUCUUAAUUUAGCGAAAUUACAGAUUAGCUAAAUUAGCUAAAAUAACAUGCUAGCUAAAAAGACAUGUUUUGCAGUAUAUGCUGUAUUUGCUCUAGUAGUAGUACAUAGUACAUAAAUGACAGAUGUAUUUUUGAUCAAAAUUUUAAUAUUUUUAAUGAUCCAGCAGACAUUAAUGCAGUUUUGAUUUUGACUUCUACUUGAGAUGUACUUUUAAUUGAGCAAUAUGGUACCAAUCAUUACAAUGUAAGGAGGAGGAAGAAAGUGUACAACAAAUCAUCUAUCAGUUAGGGAUGUAUUUUGACAAUCCAAUUAAUACUUUCGCGAUCAAUUUAAUAUAUAGAGAGCAUUUUGAAAUCAUAGUUAUAUUUUGCUAUGGUUCCAAGACGAUUUGAACAGCUAAGAUUUUAUAAUUUUCCUUUUUAGAUAUCAAUGUGUGAUAUUGGACUACUCUUGUAAGGGUGGACCAUAGGAAAUAGA
Messenger RNA from Saccoglossus kowalevskii, 2193 nucleotides. Its product is annotated as omega-amidase NIT2-like. Gene Ontology annotation, cellular component: mitochondrion. Gene Ontology annotation, biological process: oxaloacetate metabolic process; L-glutamine metabolic process. Lineage: Eukaryota; Metazoa; Hemichordata; Enteropneusta; Harrimaniidae. The record is from RefSeq and is a predicted model, not a curated record. Gene Ontology annotation, molecular function: omega-amidase activity.